Molecule: messenger RNA, 738 nt
Organism: Aspergillus melleus
Lineage: Eukaryota; Fungi; Ascomycota; Eurotiomycetes; Eurotiales; Aspergillaceae
Gene: BUD23
Product: 18S rRNA methyltransferase BUD23
Exons: 1
Coding region: 1-738 (245 amino acids)
Biological process (GO): rRNA (guanine-N7)-methylation
Cellular component (GO): nucleolus
Molecular function (GO): rRNA (guanine) methyltransferase activity
Source: RefSeq, a predicted model, not a curated record
AUGACGAAUCGGGCGCUGGAACUUCUCGACCUGCGAUCCCCGUCUCUCAUCCUAGACCUUGGUUGCGGCUCCGGACUUUCUGGUGAGAUCCUUUCCCAAGUACCUGCGGAGCACGGGGGGCCGCAUACCUGGGUUGGCAUGGACAUCUCUCCCAGCAUGCUGGAUGUUGCUCUCCAACGAGGUGUCGAAGGCGAUUUGUUUCUGGCCGACAUCGGUCAAGGAGUACCGUUCCGACCUGGUUCAUUUGACGCAGCCAUUAGCAUCAGUGCCAUCCAGUGGCUUUGCAAUGCAGAAACAAGCGACGUCAGUCCCGAGGGUCGUCUACGUCGGUUUUUCGAAGGCCUAUAUGCCAGUCUCCGGCGCGGAGGCCGUGCUGUCUGUCAAUUCUAUCCGAAAAAUGACGCGCAGCGAAGCAUGAUCAGUGCCGCGGCUAUCAGGGCUGGCUUUGGGGCCGGCAUUCUGGAAGAUGAUCCCGGAACUAAGAACAGUAAAUUGUAUCUUGUUUUGACAGUUGGCGGAGGCGGCUUGCAGGGCGAUAUCACAGGUGUCGUGCAUGACAUGGACGACGUCAAUGUUCUGGAUGCCAGAAAAAGGGCCACCGAGAACGGCAAGGCGCCAUCUUCCAGGAAAGGGGACAGGGCUUGGAUUAUGCGGAAAAAGGAGCAGAUGGCAAAGAAAGGCAAGGUCGUCAAAUCGAGUUCCAAAUACACUGGCAGGAAACGGCGGCCUGCAUUUUGA